This is a messenger RNA of Gymnodraco acuticeps, 5453 nucleotides long. RefSeq names its product LIM domain containing preferred translocation partner in lipoma (gene lpp). NCBI's taxonomy places the organism in Eukaryota, Metazoa, Chordata, Actinopteri, Perciformes, Bathydraconidae. Gene Ontology annotation, biological process: cell-cell adhesion. Gene Ontology annotation, cellular component: stress fiber; focal adhesion. The record is from RefSeq and is a predicted model, not a curated record. Bases 252 to 2006 code for a protein of 584 amino acids. The transcript has 13 exons.
CCUCUCCUCACUGCAGGCGGCUGGAAUUUCAGAGCGUGACGUCACUGCCUACAACUCUCCCAGAAUUUGGAUCAAGAAGUUUCACUUUUUGGGUGGGAUUGGAACCUCUGUUAUAAUAUUCCCUAGAAAGCGAGAUUUCAACACACAGUGAAGGGCAUCACUCCAUCAGCCUUCCAGGAUUUCCGUUACAUCCAGAGAGGAGAAAAGGUGUCUGAUCCUGAAGUCCCCACCAUCACUUCAAAUUUGGAACCAUGUGGAACAAUGAUGACCAGACGGGACAGGUGGCUGCCAGGAUGGAGACUACUCUGGGCAGUGCGAGCAUCUCCAUCUCCCAGCAGCAAGCACCGAAGAAAUUUGCCCCUGUGGUCGCACCUAAGCCCAAGUUCAACCCUUACAAACAUGCAGGGGAGCACACCCACUCGGACCCUGCAGCGGACUACCCCCCCCCUCCACCACCUGCAGAAGAGUCGACCGGUUUCUCUCCCCCCUCCAGUUCCUUCCCUCCUCCACCAGUGAUGAACUCGUGCGACUAUCAGGUGAAAGGACCAGAGAAGACCCUGCAGGAGAGACGCUCCAGCCUGGACGCGGAGAUCGACUCCCUCACCAGCAUCCUGGCAGACCUGGAGAGCAGCUCGCCCUACAAGCCCCGGGUCGCUCAGAACUCUGUCCCGUCUGCACCCUCCACCCCAAACGCUCCAGUGACUGGUUACAAGCGUAUGGUCAUUCCAACCCAGCCACCUCUGACUGCCACCAAGAAAUCUACACCCAAACCUCAGGCACCAGGGGGCGGCUCGUCUACCCUCCCUUCUUCUGCCAGCCCGGUGACCAAGCCUCAAAUCCAAACAGCUCCUCAGCCGGUCCCAGCCUCCUACGCCACAGCCUCCACCCCGAGCCAGCCCACCUUCAAUGUCCAGGUGAGGUCCGCCCAGCCCGGCCCCCAGCAUCAGGCCCCGAUAGGGCAGCAUUUCGGCCAGCAACCCAUUCGCAGCCCUGCACAGGUGCAGUACAUGCCUGCCCAGCCCAAAGGCCCUGACUUUGCCUAUGGACCACCACAGCCUGGCUUCUCCCAGAUGGCCCAGGGUGCGUAUCAAGAUCAGCACCAUCCAGGAGUUCACCAAGUAGGUGGCUUAAGCUCCAGGAGAGCUGAGCCUGCCCCCGCCCAAGACCCCCGAAAGACCUACAUCACAGAUGUUCCACCAAGCCUGGCUCCCUACACUGCUGGACCAGCUGUUCCACCAAAGGGCAGCGCUCACAUGGCCCACCCUGAGGAUGAGCUGGAGCGCCUGACCAAGAAGAUGCUGUUUGACAUGGACCACCCACCGUCUGAGGAAUAUUUUGGGCGCUGUGCCAGCUGUGGGGACAACGUGGUGGGUGAGGGCACCGGCUGCACCGCCAUGGACCAGGUCUUCCAUGUCGACUGCUUCGUCUGCAUGACCUGCAGCAGCAAGCUGCGCGGCAAGCCUUUCUACGCUGUGGAGAAGAAGGCGUACUGUGAGCCUUGCUAUAUUAACACCCUUGAGACCUGCACCAUCUGCAGUAAGCCCAUCAUGGAGCGCAUCCUGCGGGCCACGGGGAAGGCGUACCACCCCCACUGCUUCACCUGCGUGGUGUGCAGCCGCAGCCUGGACGGAGUGCCCUUCACCGUGGACGCCUCCAACCACAUCCACUGCAUCGAGGACUUCCACAAGAAGUUUGCUCCGCGCUGCUGUGUGUGCUCUGAGCCCAUCAUGCCGGCGCCGGGCCAGGAGGAGACCGUCCGGAUCGUGGCCCUGGACCGAGACUUCCACGUGCAGUGUUACCGCUGCGAGCCAUCGAGUAAGGAUGAUGUAAAAAGCUGCUUUAGCAGAGAAACAUUUCCCCUUCUCUCAUCUCUGAAGCUUCUGUGGGCUCUGCCAGGUAACCAUCAGCAGACAGUCACCUCCACAGGACUGUGGCUCUCUGCUGUCAGAGGGGGACAACCAGGGCUGCUACCCUCUGGACGGACACGUCCUCUGCAAGAACUGUAACAGCAGCCGCAUCCAGGACCUGACCGCCAAGGCCACCACCGACCUCUGAACACCCCCCCUGUGAUAACACACACCGCUCGCUCUCUCACAAACGUACCCAUCCACAGAAGCCUGCAUUCCUCAGCACACACACACACUCUCAGUACAUAGCAUCACAUGUAUCCAUUGACUCGGUACAUCACAGCAGGAGAGGCUGUGAGAUGUUUAACUGUGUUAAGGAGUGGUUCGAGAUUUUGGGAAAUGGUUUUGAUCUGAUGUCACUGUGUUUUAUACCAUAUACAGCAGGCGUUCAGACAAGAAUAAAACCAUGAUACAGAUAGCCUGCUGCCAAAGAAAAAUCCUAUUCAGAUCUAGAUAUUUAUCUCUUCUGUGUUUAUGACGUAAGAACAGGUGAAAUAAAAAUGCACUUUUUAAGUUCCUUAAAAAUGUUUUUACUCACCAAAACUCUGUUCCCCUGGUGCACUGGUUCCACUCGUUAUGCUAAGCUCAGUUUAAUAUGUCCACAUGUGCUGAGCGUGCAUAUCAAAAAGCGACUUCAAUCUUCUGUUCUGACUCUCAAAAGAAAAAACGAAUAUUUCCCAAAAUCUCAAAUCUUUAAACGAAGCAGUUAACAGUAAAACAAUAUAUCUUCACUCCGUGUUAUUAUCUCGUAUCAUAAUCCUCCAGCUUGUCGUAUGUAUUUAAAUGUCCUGCCAAUGGGUUCUUUGGAUCUGAAGGGAGUCUGACUCCAACAUGUGGACGACAGGUGCAGAUAUGUGUAUGGCUGUAGCUUUAUCAGUAUUUAGGAAACCCGUUUGUUGGUCAGAGCACUUUUCUCAUUGUAGUGUUUGUCACACAGACAUACGGUACUCUAAUAGGGAACAUAUUAUCACAGGAGCUUAUUACUUCAAAACACUUGACUGAACACCAAAGAAUCUAAACUGCCGUAUUCACUGUGUACAUAUUCUGUGUGCAACUAUUUGACACAUAACGGGACCACAGUCAUCCUCAAUAGAAGUGUGAGUGUCAAAGACAAACCCUCAGUAGGCAGCUGCUGAGUGCCAUUCCCUUUUUAACAAACAUACAUCUUUUACUUUCUAAUUGAACUUGCUGUUAUGUUUUAUUUUCUGUUGGCCUGAACAGUACAAUCAUGGCAUUCCAUUCAAAUAGAAAGGGCCUAUUAUCUGAGUUGUAUGAUAUGGUUUUUGAGCAGAGAAUGAUUAGAUUACAUUAGUGAUUGUUUUGUAAGUCUGAUAGAAAUAACAGAUUAGGAAUGGCUAUGCAAUUUUUGAUGUUAAUUGCAUCGACACUUUAUAAGACAUUUUAUGAAUAAGGACAUAUUUUACCUGUACAGAUGAAAGCACAAGUGUCCUUAUAAUGAUGCUUUAAUAGAAACCAUGCCGUGGGUACUGCGUGACUUUGUGUCACUGUGCUGUGUGUCAGUGUUGUCGUACCAGUGACACUUGUCUUUUAGAUUUAGUGUGUGGAAAGGUAAUGGGCGAAGAAGGGACCAUCCAGUCGUUUGACCAGCAGAUUCACCGUUUGAUUUGAUAGUUACUUUUGUAAUUACUAGAGCAAUGUGAUGUUUGUGAGUUAAAGGAACCCUGUGGAGUUUUCACCGCUAGCUGUGGAACCAUGUGUUCAUGAUUGGGUUCUCAUUGAGCGAAGGCCUGGCCGAGUGCAGUCUCAUUUUAACAAUGAGUGACACAAUAACCGAUGAAGAACAACAUAAUGUGCAGCUCUGAGAUCCUCUGCAGGAAGUGACUGUGUAUCGCUUAGUACAGACGCAAGCGGGCAAAAAAAAGACUCAUAGUCACAACAAUAUAAAGUGUGCAAACAGUCGACUCUGCAAAUGUUUAUUUACAAAGGAAAUUCAUUCAUUUUGUUUGCAUUUGGGUGUUUACAGGAAAACUCCACAGGGUGCCUUUCAACAACACAGUCUGAGUAGCAUUAAGGUCUGCUGUUGCUCUCAGUGUUCCUCAGCCCCGAUAACAGACGUGUUGUCGUGUUCUCUGUUUAGUGCCAUUAGGAUAGCAGAUAUACCAACAUGUGUGUGUACUGUAAUCCGUUACUCUGGUUACAAAGCUUUGUGAGCCAUGUUUUACCCACGGUUACACUCUGUGCAUAACUUUGCUAAUAAGCCCAAUAAUAUAAAUAAUUCAUAAAUAAACAUUCAUCAGACCUUUGCCAGGACACAUCUUCUACAUGAGGAUGAAAACACUGUUUCCCCAUCCAAGGGUGGGCGAACUGAACUCACUGCAACUCACCAGUGCAUUGUAAUGGAUCUUAAAGGCUUGUUAUAAAUAUCAAAUCCAGCUGGGAACACCAUGUUCUGUCAUAUCUAACACCUUUUAUUUCAUAUAACUAGUUAUUAAAAUAGAUUACUAUAAUUAGUUUGGGGACAACAAUAUUCUCUAGUACAGAAAACACUUUUUUCAAGGUUUUUUGUUCAGGUACAGAGCCAUGAGGUGGGCUGUUUGGCAGCUGACUCAGUAAGCCAUAUGAUGGGGACUGGUUGUUAGGCAACAAAGGUGAAGAAGACCCUCUUUAUAACAUGAUGUCACAUUUGUUUGUUGGUUUUCAGCACUCAGGGAGGGCUCAGUUAGCAUUGACCGCGCCCCUCCUGACGGGCUGGGGUAAUCACACAGGGUUAGGUGUGUCACAAUAAAGAUGUCAGAGUGACUAAACAUUCAGGUGAACAAAAGCUGAACAAAAGCCAUGCAGUAGUGCUUAUAUACAAUUCUUAUUUAACGUUGGACCAAUCAGAAGUGUUGUUAGCAGCACAUGCUAACAACAGCCUGUGCUGUGUUAAAGUCCAGAUGAAAGAGCUGCGGCUUGGUAAAGGAUGUGACGCUGUUCUAAAGCCGCACACUCAAAUGUGUGAUGGAAAUGUAUGUCACUCAUCAGGACAAACCCACGGAGAAUUAUCACGGCAGGCAGGCUGUUAACAGCUAGCUGGGAAACUAUAGGGGGCAGCACUCUCUUGUGUUUUAGACUUUUUUGUAUUGUUAUAUAUUUUAUUAUUGGCUUAUUAGCAUGUUUGUACAAAGUGUACUCGUUCACAGAGUUAAACCUCAUGGGCCAUAAAAGCUGUUUUAAACUCUCCUGUUGCUACAGUAUAUUAUUAUGGACAGUCUGUGAACACAUCUGACUUAAAGAAGUAUAAAGACCGUACUGGUUCUUUUGGUUUAGUUUGAUGUAUUUGGGUGGUCUACUGUCUUUGUUUCUGCCCGUGUCUGUGCAGUACAGUCACCAUACUGUUGCUGUGUUGCCUCCCUCAAAGAUGGUGCCAUGACUCUUUACCGAAGUUGAAGAUGUUUCAGCCGCGGUGUGAGGCUGCAGCAGCAGAGUCUGAAUGAGAAGCUGGACCCUGUGGUGUUGGUGAAGCAUCUGUUGGGGGUCAUUGGAAGGGGCCUGUAGUCAACUGGUGUUUCUUUUUUCUUUCUUCAAUAAAACAUUUGCAGUAGC